UGAUGAGGUUUGGGAGUAUCAAGCAUACCUCUACUCCUCCAAGAUGCGAGCAUGGAGCACAACAAAGGUGCCAUUGUCACAGUUAUCUGAGGCCGAAAAGGCGCUACUUGAUAGACAUUACAGCUGCAAACAGAUCAUGGUCGGACCAGACUCACUGGGCUGGGUUGAUCUCCUGUGUGGUAUCGUCCUUCUUUGCAACCUCUUCGACGAGAAUCCUGUUAUCAAAUUCAUCCCAUUCCCUUCAACAAGGAUCUGCAUCACAGACGAGGAUGGUGUCGCGGAGAUUGCCGCAGAACACGUGUGCGAUGUCACUUGCUGCGGUGACCUCAUCAAGUUUGUCCAGAUUGAUUUCGAUGAGCCUGACUAUGGAAGCAGUGGCAUCGCUUGGAAAGCCACCACAUGGAACAGGAAGCUCAGUUGGAAUGAUUGGCGCAACCGCUGCAUAGUUGAUGUUGCUCAAAUCUCAAUCGACACAAGUUAUUCUGCCUUGUUGCCUGAGCUGUUGGAUGAUGAGACUCAGCAGCUGCAACUGAAGAAUCUCAUCUUCAUUAACCCCACCCUCAGCACACACGAUGACACUCGCCUUUACAUGAUGGCCAAGGUGAAUAUGAAAGAUGACACAGCAUGGGUAGUCGCCAUUGACAUGAAGCAUGCGGCUUUGGAGGCACUUGUCCCAAUUUCCACCGAAAGGCGCUACACCGUUACGAUGUACUCUCCGUGUGCCUUCCCCAAGUACCUCAACAACUUCACAGCAGGGGCAGACAUGGCUGAUCAAGUGGGCAAGCACUUUAAGAGGCACAGAAAUCGAGGCCAUAAAAUGGAAAUAUAUGAUGAGCCAGAGCAAGAGAGAUGGAAGCUCAGUCAUCUUCAAGAGGUGGUCUCAAGGAAUCGCCGUUCUGUGUGUUUCGCUUUCUGGGUGAUGGGAUUGAUUGUGAUGCUGGUGACUAGGUAGGAGAGUAGGACACUCUUAAGGAGCAACAUCCUGGUGCUGGGCAUGUAAUCUUGAACAAGUGCCCAAUGAUCGUUUUGGCUGUGGUAAAUGUGUGGACCGCAUAUGGUAGGCCACAUGAUCGAUGGUGGUGCUGCUGCUAUAUCUCCCUGACAUACUACUCCCUCCGUUCCAAAUUACUCGUCGUGGUUUUAUUUUAAAUUUGAACUAAAAUCACGAUGAGUAAUUUGGAACGGAGGGAGUACCUGAUACUAGCCAGUUUACAUGAAGAUAUGAAUUGGUGACAUGUUGGUAGCAAGCGUGUUUGGGACUAGAGGUUUUGAUGUCGUUGUUGGUAGCAAGUGUGUGGAAGGCAUGGAAUUGCUGGGUGAUAAGGUUUUUGCGAGCCAGUGGAAUUUGUUGCAUCGA
This is a messenger RNA of Triticum dicoccoides, 1357 nucleotides long. RefSeq lists its product as uncharacterized. NCBI's taxonomy places the organism in Eukaryota, Viridiplantae, Streptophyta, Magnoliopsida, Poales, Poaceae. The coding region runs from base 44 to 952 and encodes 302 amino acids. The record is from RefSeq and is a predicted model, not a curated record. The transcript has 3 exons.